AUCCCCACUCAGCUCAACGAAAUUGAUGUCGUAGUCGAUUCGUGUGGUUAACGCGCUUCAUGUCCAUCUUUCUCUAUCACUGUGUCUCGGUUCAAGUGCGGAUGGUUAUUUUUUUAUAAGUUUUUAACUAUUUAGUUUUUAGGAACACCGCCAUGGCUUUAUCUACAGCUCGGCCGUUAGUUUCUGUAUACAGUGAAAAAAAUGAAGAAACCGGAGAAACUGUUGCUCUUGCUACUGUGUUCAAAGCACCCAUCAGACCGGAUGUUGUUAGUUUCGUCCACGACAAUGUUUCAAAAAACAGCAGACAACCUUAUGCCGUCAGCAAACUAGCUGGUCAUCAAACUAGUGCUGAAUCAUGGGGUACUGGUCGUGCCGUUGCUCGUAUUCCUCGUGUCCGAGGUGGUGGUACUCACCGCAGUGGUCAAGGAGCUUUCGGUAACAUGUGUCGUGGUGGACGAAUGUUUGCCCCCACACGUGUAUGGCGCCGUUGGCAUAGAAAAAUUAAUGUUACACAAAAGCGUUAUGCUACAGUAUCAGCUAUUGCCGCUUCUGGUGUACCUGCUCUUGUCAUGUCAAAAGGUCAUUUGGUACAAGAGGUACCUGAAUUUCCAUUAGUUGUUUCUGACAAGAUCCAAGAAUACACUAAAACCAAGCAAGCUACAAUUUUCUUACACCGUAUCAAAGCAUGGAAAGAUAUCCAAAAGGUGAUUAAGUCUCGCCGUUUACGUGCAGGUAAAGGAAAAAUGCGUAAUCGUCGUCAUGUUCAGCGUAGAGGUCCAUUGAUUGUUUACAGUAAAGAUCAAGGUUUAAGGAAAGCUUUCCGUAACAUCCCAGGUGUAGAUUUGAUUAACAUCAGGAAAUUAAACUUGUUGCACUUAGCCCCUGGUGGUCAUGUUGGACGUUUUAUUAUCUGGACACAAUCUGCUUUCCAAAAGUUGGAUGAUCUUUAUGGCACAUGGGACAAAAAAGCAACUCUGAAGAGCGGCUACAAUUUGCCUUUCCCCAAAAUGUCAAAUACUGAUCUGACAAGGAUUCUCAAAUCUGAUGAACUCAAGAAAUACUUGCCAGCUCAAAGGACUGGAUCAUUGCGCCGCACUCGUAAAUUGAACCCAUUGAGACAUGUACGUACUAUGCUCAGAUUGAAUCCUUACAUUGCAGUUCAAAAACGUGUUGCAAGCAAUGAAAACAAAUUAAGAACAUUGGCUCGUGAAACUUACUUAGCCAAGAAAGAAGGGAGACCAACAACUGAGAAGGGUGAAAAAUUAUUGAAACGUUUCAUCAAUGAAAAGAAAAUGUUACGUGCUGCCAAAAUCAAGGCCAAGAAGGUUAUUGCUGUUAAGGGCUUGCGUGAAAUUCAUGAAAAGAAAUUGGAAGCAUAUAAAAAGCGACUUGCAGCACGUGGUGGUGCUCCACCUACCAAGAGGUGCAAGAAACAAUUACCCAAGCCAAAACCUAAGGCUGAGGUUAAGAAACCUGCACCUACUACCAAGGCAGCACCAAAAGCAAAAUCGACUGGUAAAGCUAAGGCAUGAUUGGACUAAUAAACAAAAUUAUUAUAAA
Molecule: messenger RNA, 1560 nt
Organism: Acyrthosiphon pisum (pea aphid)
Lineage: Eukaryota; Metazoa; Arthropoda; Insecta; Hemiptera; Aphididae
Product: 60S ribosomal protein L4
Exons: 8
Coding region: 153-1532 (459 amino acids)
Biological process (GO): translation
Cellular component (GO): ribosome
Molecular function (GO): structural constituent of ribosome
Source: RefSeq, a predicted model, not a curated record